Molecule: messenger RNA, 6008 nt
Organism: Neoarius graeffei (lesser salmon catfish)
Lineage: Eukaryota; Metazoa; Chordata; Actinopteri; Siluriformes; Ariidae
Gene: itgav
Product: integrin, alpha V
Exons: 30
Coding region: 435-3560 (1041 amino acids)
Biological process (GO): angiogenesis; cell-cell adhesion; integrin-mediated signaling pathway
Cellular component (GO): external side of plasma membrane; integrin complex
Molecular function (GO): integrin binding
Source: RefSeq, a predicted model, not a curated record
CCGGCCUGAACUUUCCGGACCUGCUCAGAGCAGCAUCGGCGCGCCUGUGUGCGGCAGCUUUACUGUAGAGCGUUAUAAAGCUUUAAUGAAGCCCGGAGGAGGUUUAUAACGAGUUUAUUUAACUAAAAGAGGAGAGAAAGACCGCGGGGAGAGUUUAAUCCACACCGGACAGGGAGGAGCAACUCCACCGCGCGAGAGAGAGAGAGAGAGACACAGAGAGAGAGAGAGAAGGAGAGAGAGACACAGAGAGAGAGACACAGAGAGGGAGAGAGAGAGACACAGAGAGAGAGAGAAGGAGAGAGAGAGAUACAGAGAGAGAGAGACACAGGAAGAAAGAGAGAGAGAAACGGAGGGAGAGAAAGAGAGACACAGAGAGAUACAGGGAGAGAGAUAGAGGGAGAGAAACAGAGAGAGAAACAGAUAGAGAGAGAGAGAUGGGGGCUGAGCUGUACUCGUCCCUGUGCGUGUUCCUCCUGUGUGCGCCUCCUGCGCUGCUCUUUAACCUGGAUGUGGAGAAGCCGGCAGUGUUCUCAGGACCGGAGGGAAGUUACUUCGGCUUCUCUGUGGACUUCUUCAGCGCUGCUGACACUCUGCAGAACAUCCUAGUGGGUGCUCCUAAAGCCAACACGUCUUCUCUUUCCUCGGUGCUGGAGCGAGGUGCCGUGUACAGUUGUCCAUGGAAUUCAGUUGAUAAGUGUACGCAGAUAGAGUUCGACAACACAGAUAACCGGAUAGAGAAUGGGCAGCAGAUGGAGUUUAAGUCGAGUCAGUGGUUCGGAGCGACAGUGCGCUCAGACGGAGAACACAUCCUGGCGUGUGCACCUCUGUACCAGUGGAGUACCUACGGCUUUAAGGAACGUGAACCUGUUGGGACAUGUUAUCUGAAGAAAGGCUCCACAGUGGUGGAAUAUUCUCCCUGUCGCUCCGAUUCAGCCACACCUGAAGGACAGGGCUUUUGCCAGGCAGGUUUCAGCGCUGACAUCGUGAAGAAUAAACGUGUGGUGGUUGGAGGACCGGGGAGUUUUUACUGGCAGGGGCAGCUGAUCUCAGAUGAUAUCUCUGAGGUUCUCAACAGGCUCACGAAAGAGUUCACCACUAAAUACAGUAACCAGAUGGCCACGCAGCCCGCCAGCGCCCAGUACGACGACAGCUACCUCGGUUACUCUGUGGCAGUCGGAGAUUUUAAUGACGAUGGUGUGGAUGAUUACGUCACUGGCGUUCCGAGGGGAGAGAAAGCUCUGGGAUACGUGAACGUCUUUAAUGGGAAGAACAUGGCCUCCACAGUGAACUUCACCGGUCUGCAGAUGGCAGCAUAUUUCGGAAACGCAGUCGCUGCAACAGACAUCAAUAACGACAGGAGGAUGGACCUGUUUGUUGGAGCUCCUCUGUUUAUGGAGCGUGGCUCUGAUGGGAAGCUGCGUGAAGUGGGACAGGUGUACGUUUACCUGUCGAACGGCGGCUUCUCCUUCCAGCCUCCUCUUAAACUGACCGGCUCUGAGAUCUACUCUCGCUUCGGCAGCUCCAUCACCAGCCUGGGGGACCUGGACGGGGACGGCUUCAACGACGUGGCGGUGUCGGCUCCGUACGGUGGUCCCUCUCAACAGGGUUUGGUGUAUAUCUAUAACGGGCGAGCGAGUGGGCUGGACUCUCAGCCCUCUCAGGUCCUGGAGGGAAAGUGGGCAUCGGCCUCACUGCCUCCCAGCUUCGGGUACGCCAUGCACGGAGCCACAGACAUCGACCGGAACGGCUACCCGGAUCUGGUCGUGGGUGUGUUUGGAGCUGACAAAGCUGUUCUUUACAGGGCUCGCCCAGUGAUCAGUGUGAACUCCACCCUGGAUAUAACGCCCCAGGUCCUGAGUCUGGAGGAUAAAACCUGCACACUCCCUGGAACAAGCACCAUGGUGUCGUGUUUCAUGGUGAAAUACUGUCUGAAGGCCAGUGGGAAAGGAGCACCGUCCAAUCUGAAGUUCCAGGUGGACCUCACUCUGGACCGUCUGAAGCAGAAGGGAGCGAUAAAGCGCGUGUUGUUUCUUCACAACCGUCUGUCUCAGUACACCAAGUUCAUGAGUGUCACUAACGGAGGAGUUCCAUCCUGUGAGGAGCUGCGGGCUUAUCUCAUAGAUGAGUCAGAGUUCAGGGACAAGAUCACGCCCAUCUCCAUCUUCAUGGAGUUCAGUCUGGAUUACAUGAGCGCAGCAGAUAAAACGGGUCUGCAGCCCAUCCUGGACCAGUCUAACCCCGCCAACGUCACCAAACAGGCCCACAUACUGUUGGACUGUGGUGAUGAUAAUAUAUGUAAACCAGAUCUGAAGCUGGCUGUUGCCAGCGAUCAGAAGCAGAUCUAUAUCGGAGACGAUAGCCCUUUGACUCUGGAGGUGACCGCAGAGAACUGCGGUGAGGGAGCGUACGAGGCGGAGCUCAGCAUCAUCAUCCCACCUCAGGCUGACUUCAUCGGUGUGGUGAGAAACAAUAAGACGUUGUCACGGCUCUCCUGUGCGUAUAAGAGGGAGAAUCAGACCAGAGUGGUGUGUGACCUGGGAAACCCCAUGAAAAAAGAAACUAAGAUCAUGGCUGGUUUGCACAUCAGUGUUCAUCAGUUGUCAGAGCAGGACACAUCAGUGAAGUUUGACCUACAGAUACUAAGCUCUAAUCAGUAUAACAGCAGCAGUAACCUGGUUACUGUGAUCACCAAGCUGGCUGUACUCGCUAAGGUGGAGAUCCGAGGUGCUUCUGCCCCAGAGCAGGUGUUCCUGCCCAUCGCUAACUGGCAGCCCAAAGAGAAUCCUGUGGUGGUGGACGACAUCGGCCCAUUAGUGCAACACGUCUAUGAGUUGAGAAAUAAAGGUCCGAGUGUAUUCUCAAAAGCCAUGCUGGAUGUGGAGUGGCCAUAUCGCUACAACAACGGCUCUCUGCUCUACAUCACCAAGUAUGAGGUGGACGGAGCCAUGAACUGCAGCACCGACAUCGAGAUCAAUCCCCUCAACGUCACGAACCCCAUGUACUGGAAUAAGAACGCAACUGUUUCCGGGGGCGACCGGACCGAGGGGCGUUCACGGAACCGUGUUCACCGGCGAGACCUGUCGGAGCAGAAGGCUGAGGAAGACAUGCUCACGCUGGACUGUGAGAAGGCUCAGUGCUUGAAGAUUAAGUGUCAGGUUGGCCGCUUGGAGAAAGAUCAGAGUGUGAUCCUCUUCAUCUCCUCCAGACUGGCCGUUUCCACCUUCCUGCAGGCCGAUGUUCAGAACCACUCAUACGUGGUGAAGUCAUCAGCUGCAUUCAGUGUGAUUGAGAUGCCGUACAAAAACCUGGAAUUUGAGCUGCCAGUUAACAGCACAUCUGCGAGUCUCAACGUGGUGUGGGUGAACUCUGAGCUGACCCAGUCUGCCCCCAUCUGGGUGGUGGUGGUAGCCGUGUUAGCCGGUCUGUUGCUGCUCGCGCUGCUAAUUUUCAUCAUGUACAAGCUGGGCUUCUUUAAGCGAGUGCGCCCCCCACAGGAGGAUGGGACGGAGAAGGAGCAGCUUCAGCCUCAGGAGAACGGAGACAAGAACACUGAGGCCUGAUACACACACUAAACUUACACACAGAGAGAGAGAGAGUGUGUGUGUGUGUGUGUGUGUGUGUGUGUGUGUGUGUGUGUGUGUGUUCCUGGCUCAUUUCCUUCCUCUACUGCACUGACCUGUUGAACAUUAACACAUGCUGAUUUUUGACUGAUGAAAGAGUGAUAGAGUUCAACACAAGUCACAUAAAUAAUGCAUUAAAACAGACGAGAGAUUUAAAAUAAAUAAAUAAAUACAGAAUAGUAACAGCUGGAAACUAAACUUCUGAUGAUAUCAUGAUGUUUCUUUUGUUUAUAUGUUUUUAAUGUACCAAGUUUGCUUUAUUUUCUUUCUGUACUUUGUGAAAGCACGUGCUGAUAUUACCGAUAAUCAUUAGCAUUAGCGCAGUACUGUAUUAAACCACACCCAGGUAGGAAGUGUUUUUGGGGCAGAAUGUAGCUCGAUUAAUGGGAUAAAUUUGCCAGCCAUUAAAGCGUGUUAGCGUUUUAACUGCUUGUUCAGGAUCCAGCUAGCGAUGGUGAGUAAACAAACAUUGCAUCAGUGAUACGGUGUAUGAGGAUGCUGUGUUUACGUAAAUGUCCAGUUCAGGAUGAAUCACAGUGUAACAUUUUAUCAUGGUUAAAAUAUUUUUACUAUUAUAGUGGAAAUUUUCUCGAGUAACUGUGUCCAUCAUGUUAGUUUUAAUAUUUUACAGUGUUUUUUUUGCGGUCCGGUUUCCAUCAAAUCCUGCGCUCUGAUUGGCUGGCGAGCGGGUCUGUAUCCUACGGUACGGACCCCAGUUACGGACCUCUGGCGACUCGCUCGAUCACAACAACAACAAACAUAGUCACAAUUUUUGUCAAAUAAAUCUUGCAAAAAUCUUUUUUGCAAGAUUUAUUUAUAAGAUUUUUGUCAAAAAUCAUAAAUGUUUGCCAGCAUUUCUCAGCAUAGUAGCAUUAACUUUACAGCAUGAAUAGUGAUAACGACAGUGUUCACAGCGAAAGCGAGUUUUACUACCCUGAGGAAAAAGAAAUAAAAGAAAACAUUUCAGGAGAAAGCUAAAAACCUCUAACUGCUGCUAACGCCGAGCAAAAACAUGGCUGAAUCCUGAAUGACUCAAUUUUGUAUAAAUAGGGGACGACAUAGGCGGCAAAAUGUAGUUUUUUUCCUGCCAUGGAAGUGCACUUGUAUACCGAGGAGGAAGCCAUUUGCAUUACAGCCGUGAAUGAGGAUUCAAAAUGGCGGCUCGGCUCGGUUUUCCCUUUCGGGCGCUCUCGUUUUCUGUUAGAAUUUGGUAAAGAAAAAAAUAAAUAUAUUAUUGACCAGCUUAAGGUCGGUCCGUAUGGUGAAAUACCGUGACCUCGGCCUUGAAUACUGACCUCGACCCAGAGGGCCUCGCUCAGUACUUUCAAGACCUCGGUCACGGUAUUUCACCAUACGGACCUCCCAGCUGGGAAAUAAUAUAUAUGUAUUUUCCUAAAAGGUCACAGCUACUCUAAGUAACCUUCAUCAGAUUCCUGUACGUUAUCUGGAGUUGUUAACUGUUACCAUAGCAACAAAGUAUUUAAAAAAAAUGACAAAUUGUUACAGUGACACAACGUGAUGAAAAACAUUGAAACGAUAGCACGGGCAACCAGUGUUUCUCAAACGGUUGUCAUGGUAACGUAAACAAACUGGUUACCAGCUCAUGAGCAACAUUGUUCAUUUUAACAGUUUGCGAAACUCAAAAUUCAUAGAAGUCGAACAGAACGUUAAAAUUUGACACAAAGGAGAUAAUCAUUGUUGUAAGUUGAAAUGGAUAAGGUACGAAUAAAAUGUGGUAAAGUGCGAUGUGAAAUUGUGACAUAACUUCAGUCUCGUCCCGUGUUCUGAAUGAUCACCUUUUCUGAGACACACCCUCCGUCGUCUUCCCUAAACAUGCUGCCUACAGAGGCACCCUGCUUCACAAUGAGGUUUCAAACAGUGAAUAUUAUAUAUAUAUAAUUUUUUUUAACUGUUAUGGACCAUUAUUUCCUUCAGUAUUUCCUUUUUUUUUAAACCAUUUUCUACAAAUCAAAUGGAUUUGUACAAAAAGUAAUGAAUCAAACAGAUCAGGUUUAUAAGUUGCUAAAAUGCACAUUUGUUAUUUUUGUUAACGAUCUGUGUGUUUAUACUGUAAUUAAUUUACAGUCCCGUAUAAGAUACUCACAUGAUAUAGCUGAGACAUGAUUAAUGUUGGUUUGUUCUCUUUGCUUGAUGAAUUUACCCAUAUUGGGUCACAUUUACAAUCCAAAUCAUCAUCCGAUCAACUCCUCCUCAUCCAAACUGGCAGCAUUUGCAGUUUUUCUCUGUGUCUCAAACAUCAUGUCAGGAAGAAGAACUCGACUCGUUAACAUCCUUCACACUCCACUGAGGAUUUUAUUCCCCCCAGCGAGGUUUUGGUGAUUUUUGUAACGCUUCCUUGAUUUUAAAAUAAAUAAAUAAUGGAUUAAA